AGAUCGCCAUGAAGACCGAUGAUGCUAAGGGCUCCGAAAGGACCUUCACUUCUCGAGUUAUAAGAGCAGCAGCUAGCCCCCCUUCCUCCGAUGGAUUCGCAAGACCCUGCGCACCCCUGGUUGAAAUCUCACCCAGCACGGUACCAUGCUUCACAUAUUGGAAAUUCUCGCCACGCUCGUUGGCGCGUACCUAAUCAAAGUCAUUCUGACUCGCAAGAAACUGCCUGCACCACUCCCUCCGGGGCCUAGACAGAAACCGCUCAUCGGGAAUCUCCUAGAUCUUCCUCCCACUGGCGGACAGGAUUGGGUACAUUGGUUCAAGUUCAAGGAGCUAUACGGUCCUAUCAGCUCAGUACAAGUUCUUGGCGAGACAUUUAUUAUCAUCAACGAUGCGCAGAUCGCCGUGGAUUUGCUGGAAAAGCGCUCGGCUAUACAUUCCAGCCGGCCACAGGGACAAUUCAACCACUUGUCCGGCUACAACGAAGUGACCAGUGCUAUGGCGUAUACAGACACCCUGCGUGUCCAUAGAAGGCUGUUCCACAAGCAGAUUGGGUCUGUCAACUCUGUUGCUCGCUACAAUAACUUCCAGGAGGCCGAAGUAGGGCGGUUCAUGCUGCGAUCUCUCGAAGCACCGCAGGACUUGAUACCUCAUAUUCGAAAACUAGCUGGAGGUGUGAUCCUGAAAGUCGCGUAUGGAUACAACAUAGAACGAGACGGAGAGGAUCCUCUGGUCGAGAUCGCAAAUGAUAGCGUAGAGAAGUUUGUCCGGUCCAUCACUCCAGGCAUGUGGCUGGUCGACUUCAUCCCGGCUCUGAAACAUAUACCUUCCUGGUUCCCCGGGGGCGGAUUUCACCAGGCAGUGAAAGAAUUUCGCGUGGCUGCGGACAAUCUUAGUGCCAAGCCAUAUGCAUUUGUUCUCGACCAGAUGUCACGCAACGCUCAUGCGCCGUCUUUCCUAUCUGGGCUGUUCGAGAAGAACGGUAUCCCCGAGCCUGGGAGCGAGCAGGAGACGACUUUCAAAUGGACUGCAGCGACAUUAUACGGAGGAGGAGCUGACACGACUGUGUCCACACUGACAAGCUUCUUUCUCGCCAUGGCCUUGUUUCCAGAAGUUCAAAAGAAGGCACAAGAAGAGAUAGAUCGGGUAGUGGGCACAUCUCGUCUUCCUGGGUUCGCUGACCGCGAGAAUCUCCCAUACAUCGAAGCUGUUGUCAAAGAAGCCUUCCGAUGGCACCCGGUUGUGCCAAUGGGCGUUGUGCAUCAGUCUACAGAGGAGGAUACGUGGGGUGGAUAUCAUAUUCCUAAAGGGUCUCAGAUCUUGUCUAACAUCUGGGCUUUCUUGCACGACCCAGCCACAUAUCCUGCGCCAGGCACUUUUAAGCCGGAGCGAUUUAUCGCAAGUGCUAACCACACUCCGGAGCGUAAUCCGCAUUUCCUAGCCUUUGGAUUUGGGCGACGCGUUUGUCCUGGCCGGACGAUCGCAGAUGCAACGGCUUAUUUGACCAUCGCGCAGUCCCUGGCGGUGUUUAACUUCAGCAAGCCCAUCAAAGACGGCAAGGAGGUUGAUUUGAAGCCGCACUUUCUGCCUGGGGUGAUCAGCCAUCCGGCACCGUACGAGAUCAGCAUCAAGCCCCGAAGCGAGCAGCAUGAGGUGCUGAUCCGGGCUGUGGAGGAGAAUUAUCCUUGGGAGAAGAGUCAUGCAGAGGAGUUGCAUCGCGUAGUCUCCUAGUAUGGAUAGAGGAAGUGAUGCACGGAUAUGUAAAGGGAUUCUCGCGUCAUUAUCACCAUACGACGUAACCAGCAACGUCACUUUGACUAAGUCUAAGAGUCCUGUGACUCAAAUUGAAUAGGGACAUAU
Molecule: messenger RNA, 1858 nt
Organism: Aspergillus japonicus CBS 114.51
Lineage: Eukaryota; Fungi; Ascomycota; Eurotiomycetes; Eurotiales; Aspergillaceae
Product: cytochrome P450
Exons: 7
Coding region: 146-1729 (527 amino acids)
Molecular function (GO): iron ion binding; heme binding; monooxygenase activity
Source: RefSeq, a predicted model, not a curated record